This is a messenger RNA of Aspergillus ruber CBS 135680, 1308 nucleotides long. Its product is annotated as NAD(P)/FAD-dependent oxidoreductase. The record is from RefSeq and is a predicted model, not a curated record. Gene Ontology annotation, molecular function: electron-transferring-flavoprotein dehydrogenase activity; flavin adenine dinucleotide binding. Gene Ontology annotation, cellular component: cytoplasm. The transcript is spliced from 2 exons. Bases 58 to 1299 code for a protein of 413 amino acids. NCBI's taxonomy places the organism in Eukaryota, Fungi, Ascomycota, Eurotiomycetes, Eurotiales, Aspergillaceae.
GAUCAAUCAGUAUAUAGACUGCGAAUACGCCGUCCCUUCUAGCAUACAAAGCCUAAAAUGCUCUCUAAAAUCAUCCUAAUUAACAAAAUCCUCCUCCUUGCCUUCCACCACCUUUUCUCCCGUCUCCGCCUCAAGAUAACCUCCGUCAUCCACCGCAUCACCUACCGUCCCGUCAGCAACCCCCGCGACAUUGUCGUUAUCGGCGCUUCUUUCGCCGGCUACCACACAGCCUAUUGUCUAGCGCACUCCCUACCCACCGGCUACCGCGUGACGGUGAUUGAAAAGAACUCGCAUUUUCAGCUUACGUGGGUCUUACCCCGAUUUUGUGCGGUGAAGGGACACGAGUCCAAGGCGUUUAUACCAUAUGGGCCUUAUCUAGCUAAAGCGCCGGGUUCGGCGUAUAGGUGGGUGUGUGAUGAGGUGACUGCCAUCGUCCCUGACGAAAAGAGGAACGGACAAGGGAAAGUCGAGCUACGGUCAGGAGAAGAGAUUGACUACGAGUAUUUGGUGUUGGCGACGGGGUCGUCGGCUACGUUGCCGUCUCGUGUUGGAGAGGAGAGUAAGGAAGAUGGGAUAUUGGCGGUACAACAAGAACAACGGUGUUUGCGCGAAGGGCGCGAUGUUGUUGUUAUCGGGGGUGGACCGGCUGGGAUUGAACUGGCUGCCGACGUGAAGACUGAAGAUCAGGAAAAGAAUGUCACCCUGAUCCAUUCGCACGGGGCGCUGUUGAAUGGACACUUUGGGGCAGACAUGCGUCAGCGCGUAUUGGACGAGUUAGAGACGCUGAGCGUUCGAGUCAUCCUGGGUGAGCGGCCGUCUGCACCGGACGGGACAACAGAAUUGACGCUGAGCACGGGCGAGAAGAUAUCGUGCGACUGCUUGGUCAAAUGCAUCGGUCAAAAACCCAAUUCGAAGCUUUUAUCAUCCUCGGUCUCUUCCUCAGGCCACAUCCAAGUCCGAUCAACGCUGCAACUAGUCGAUUCAUCCAUGGAUAAUGUUUACGCAGCAGGCGACAUUGUCGACAAGGACAUCAUCAAGAAUGGCCGGGCGGCUAUCGAACAAGCACAAAUUGUAGCAUUGAACAUCGUCCGGCAGAUCCAGAGGAAGCAGCUGGUUGCAUAUCAGUCAAAGUGGUGGGAGGGCGUCACCAAGUUGACUAUGGGACUCAGGAAGAACUUGGUGUAUAUGAAUGAUGGCAAGGCGGAUAUGGUAUUUUCGAUGAAAAACAAGCGAGAGGAAUUGGACAGCGCAAUGGUUUGGCGUUAUUUUGGUGCGAAGCCAUACGAGGACCCUGAAUAAGCAGAAUUG